AACAAAUUUUUAAAUAGCUAUUUAGCUUUAUAGAUAUAUAUUGGCACUUACCGAAUAGCUUCUCUUCUGUACGCCAAUAGCUAAAAUGCAUUUUAGCGGUCUGUUAUUGAUGGCAUAUAUGGUUUAUCCUUCCGUGUUUGCUGAGGACCUUAGUUAUCAAGCUUGUGUGGAUAAAUACUCAAGAAAAGGAUAUCAGCCUUGGCAGGAGUGGUCGGAUCAUUACACUUGCCACCGGUAUAGAUGUGAAAUCAGAGACGGAAAAUACUUCAUAGCCGCGGUUGGUUGUCGAAAACCGAAAAUCCCUGAAAACGCUUUGGAGUGCCACGAAUACAUUGAAGACGAAAACGUAGAAUUCCCAACCUGCUGUGCUCGUCUAAGAUGCGUCGUUGAAGUGAACGGAGAUAGGAUCGUUCAAACUAGAGGACAGCCUGGAGAGCUGUUCCCUGACAAGCCAUGGAAGGGUCAGCAGAAUGAGCCAAACCCUGCUGUGGUCGGCAUGGGAGGUAUCCCACAGGCCAACGUCGCUACCGACCAGCAAGUACAAACGUCCCCCGGAAUGUUCAACAGUAGAGGUGCGGGUAAGGCGGAGGGAACUGAUAUUAAUGGAAGGCGCUAUGUAGACCCAUUCCCGACUCAGCAAAUGCAAGAAUCACCUCGCAAAAAGAGAUCCCCUGCUCAUAUGAUCUCUAAGAGAAACCAGGAAGCUGACGUACACCCGAACCAUUCCACUCAUCGAGCUAAAGUCCAUGGCUACGUUCCGGAAAAAUACACGUCCUACUUCGCGACUGGCACCAAAAGCCAUGGUCACCCUAAAUUACUUUUCAAUUAUUCUUAGUUUACAAAAUUAUUAUUCGUACCUAUCAACCUUAUUCGUAUUAAAUUUCUCACACUUCGUGUUGAAACAUCAGUGCAAUAGCUUUAGGUAAUAGCAAUAAGUUAAAGUACUUUUAUUUGUUUUGCUUGAUUUUGGGUAAUGUUUUCAUACUCGUUGUUUUAUCAGUUUUGUUUAAUAGGCUAUAGGUGUUUGACAAAAAUAAUGCAAUUAGGAUAAUGUUUCUUACUCUAAUACCCUAGUCCGUUAUCCCUUGUUGUUAAUGUUACAAAACUGAAAGAAAAUUGAUACAAAUUUCAAUGAUUUCCUCAGAUGAAUUAGAAUAUCUUUUUAUUUAUUCCGAAUACCAAAGGUCUUCUUAUGUUUGGAACUCAUAAUAGAAUAAAUGGUUUUGCACUAAAAAUGUAAGAGCACAAUAAUAUUUAAAGCGUGUGAAGAUUUUUUUAAUAAAAUAAACUAUUUUUCAUUACAAA
Leguminivora glycinivorella is the source of this 1305-nucleotide messenger RNA. RefSeq lists its product as uncharacterized. The transcript is spliced from 7 exons. NCBI's taxonomy places the organism in Eukaryota, Metazoa, Arthropoda, Insecta, Lepidoptera, Tortricidae. The coding region runs from base 86 to 835 and encodes 249 amino acids. The record is from RefSeq and is a predicted model, not a curated record.